AUGAUCAAGUGCGAGACAAACGCGAGUGCGAGACAAGCGCGAGUGCGAGACAAACGCAAGUGCGAGACCAAACGCAAGUGCGAGACCAAACGCAAGUGCGAGACCAAACGCAAGUGCGAGACCAAACGCAAGUGCGAGACCAAACGCAAGUGCGAGACCAAACGCAAGUGCGAGACCAAACGCAAGUGCGAGACCAAACGCAAGUGCGAGACCAAACGCAAGUGCGAGACCAAACGCAAGUGCGAGACCAAACGCAAGUGCGAGACAAACGCAAGUGCGAGACCAAACGCAAGUGCGAGACCAAACGCAAGUGCGAGACAAACGCAAGUGCGAGACAAACGCAAGUGCGAGACAAACGCAAGUGCGAGACAAACGCAAGUGCGAGACAAACGCAAGUGCGAGACAAACGCAAGUGCGAGACAAACGCAAGUGCGAGACAAACGCAAGUGCGAGACAAACGCAAGUGCGAGACAAACGCAAGUGCGAGACAAACGCAAGUGCGAGACAAACGCAAGUGCGAGACAAACGCAAGUGCGAGACAAACGCAAGUGCGAGACAAACGCAAGUGCGAGACAAACGCAAGUGCGAGACCAAACGCAAGUGCGAGACAAACGCAAGUGCGAGACCGAACGCAAGUGCGAGACCGAACGCAAGUGCGAGACCAAACGCAAGUGCGAGACCAAACGCAAGUGCGAGACACAACGCAAGUGCGAGACAAACGCAAGUGCGAGACCAAACGCAAGUGCGAGACCAAACGCAAGUGCGAGACCAAACGCAAGUGCGAGACAAACGCAAGUGCGAGACCAAACGCAAGUGCGAGACCAAACGCAAGUGCGAGACCAAACGCAAGUGCGAGACCAAACGCAAGUGCGAGACCAAACGCAAGUGCGAGACCAAACGCAGGUGCAUCUCACGCUGCGUCUACCGCUGCGGAUUAACGCCGCGCCCUAA
Molecule: messenger RNA, 951 nt
Organism: Knipowitschia caucasica
Lineage: Eukaryota; Metazoa; Chordata; Actinopteri; Gobiiformes; Gobiidae
Source: the annotation of a GenBank genome assembly